CAUAAUCAUAAUGGACGACACACUUCUUCAGGUUCGCGAAAAAUGUGCCCUCCAACUCGAGAUGUACCAAAAGUGUAUCGAGAACUAUCCUCAAUCAUGGGAUAAGAGCUGUAUUCAGCAAAAACGAGCAUUGACAAAGUGCUCUGAAGAAAAUGUUGGUAUUCUCAAGUUUGUCAAGCACCACUGUGUCCUUCAGAUCAAGGCUUACGAUGAAUGCCUGUUUUCUAACAAGGACGACCCUGAAAAGUGUGUCCAGCAACUCAAGGAGCUUUACUUCUGCACAGAAGCUACCUCAAUCGCCUACCGUGAUCAGGAGCAAGCCAAAAAGACAGAUGCACCUGCAACAGUUGAAUCAACAAAAACCGAUUAGAAUGAGGAGAGAUGGAUUAGAUGAGAGUUUGAGAUUUUCUCAUCAGAGCUUUAAAUCUACUUUACUGUUUCUUUAUUAUUAUUACUAUUAUUAUUAUUGUAUUUGUGUGUAUAUACUUUUCUUCUUAUGUUUUCCCAAUUUGACAACACAGUUCUAUAUUAUCUUUUGGAGUUU
Molecule: messenger RNA, 544 nt
Organism: Phycomyces blakesleeanus NRRL 1555(-)
Lineage: Eukaryota; Fungi; Mucoromycota; Mucoromycetes; Mucorales; Phycomycetaceae
Exons: 2
Coding region: 11-370 (119 amino acids)
Source: RefSeq, a predicted model, not a curated record